UAAAGCUAAAUAAAGUGUUCCUUAAACUACUAAAAUUGGAAGAGUAUUGCUAACUCCUUAAAUUCUAUAGUUUCUUAAAUUCUAUAUUUAUUGAAGAAAAUGUGAUUACAAAAUUCUAAAUCAUGUUCCUAAUAUCUAAUACUUCUUCAAUGUGCGCAGAGUUUAGCUCCUAUAUUAUUACUAUACAAAAUUUAACUAAACGCAUUAAUAAAAAAUGCUUAUUAUAUUUGUAUAAUAUAGUAGUUUUAAUAUAGUAUGUAUUAUAGACAAGAACUUUUGUAACAAUUAAACAAAGAAAACGUAUAUCGCCAGAAGUUGCUCAAUAUAACACUAUCUUAAUUUAUGAACAAGAUAUCUGAUAACGUUAUCAGUAUCAUUGUAGGAAAAUAUAAAUACCAUCAUGUAUAAAAGUCUUCCUUGAAUCUCUUUAAUAAUGACAAGUGAAAUGUGAUUUUGUGCUUUAACUCAAAACACAAAAACUUAUAAAUUAAAAGAAAAACAGUAAUUGUGUGAAUACUGAUUAGCUAUGUGCAUCUUAUUUAUUUAUCGCAAUCCAAAUGCCGAUGCUAGAUCUUAUCGAUUGAUAAUUGCAUCAAAUCGAGAUGAAACGUAUAAACGUCCCGCAUUAUCAGCUCAUUAUUGGAAAGAACAUCCUGAAUGUUUGGGAGGUACUGACAUGGAGCCUGGUAAAGAAGGCGGAACUUGGCUAGCUUUAUCAAUCAAAGGAAAAGCUGCUGUUAUUUUAAAUCUAGUUAAUGGAAAUGGUACAACGAAUUCGUCAAAAAAGGGUCGUGGUUUCUUAAUAAGCAACUUCAUCACUUCCCACGAUUCUAUAGAAGAAUACUUGAGUAAUUUGCACAAGGAAAAUGUUAAUGGUCAACCAUACAAUCCUUAUUGUUUGGUUUUGUGCAAUUUAAAUAAUGCAAAUGUCCAUUAUCUAAGCAGUUGUACAAAAUCUAUUGGACCUAAAAUUUGCAACAGUGAUGUUAUAGGUAUUGGAAACAGUGGAUUAAAUCAUCCUUAUAAAAAAGUUGAAGUAGGAAAAGAAGAAUUUAAACGUAUUAUACAGGGUGUAGAUACAGCGAAACAAGAUGAUUUGAUAGACAAACUUAUUUAUUUUUUAAAAUCAAAGAAAAGGUGUCUACCAGAUGACGAAUUACAAAGAAAAUGUCCAUUAAGAUACGAAGACCUCAGUUCAAUUUUUGUUUCCGGAAAAGAAUACGGUACAAGGACACAUUCUAUAUUAUUAAUUGACGGCUCCAACCAAGUGACUUUCGUUGAAGAAACUCUUAUGCCUGAUUUUACAUGGAAACGGCAACAAUUUCGAAAUAAAUUGAUAUGUGAAAAUACAUAUUAACACAUUUUAUGCCACGUGAGUCUAUAAAGACUCAUGUUUUUUGUUCGAUCCAUUUGAUUUUGGCUACGAAAAGAAUCAUGAAAUACUUUUGCUAUUAUGUGUAAAUAUGUACUUGUGAUGUAUGAUGCAAUAUCGGCAUUGUGGAUUUCAAAGGAAUUCUUUAGUGAAGGUGUACAAAUGUAUGUAAUAUAACAGAAUAAAGUAAUAAAUUAUUCAUCAAAUUAAAAAAAACUUUAACAAAUGUACAUUAAUUAAUAAAUAAUCUUCAAAUUAAAAAAGAAUUAGAAAUCUAGCAUUUGUAAUAAAAAUUAUAUUUUUUUCCAAAAAUGUAUAUCCAGUGUAUCCACUGUGUGGUGUCGUGAUCAAUUUUUCAA
Molecule: messenger RNA, 1731 nt
Organism: Solenopsis invicta (red fire ant)
Lineage: Eukaryota; Metazoa; Arthropoda; Insecta; Hymenoptera; Formicidae
Gene: Tango2
Product: transport and Golgi organization protein 2
Exons: 4
Coding region: 527-1357 (276 amino acids)
Biological process (GO): Golgi organization; protein secretion
Cellular component (GO): Golgi apparatus
Source: RefSeq, a predicted model, not a curated record